UCUGUCCCCCAGGCUAGAGUGCAGUGGCGCGAUCUCGGCUCACUGCAAGCUCCGCCUCCGGGGGUUCACGCCAUUCUCCUGCCUCAGCCUCCCGAGUAGCUGGGACUACAGGCGCCCGCCAACACGCCCGGCUAAUUUUUUGUAUUUUUAGUAGAGACGGGGUUUCACCGUGUUAGCCAGGAUGGUCUCGAUCUCCUGACCUCGUGAUCCGCCCGCCUCGGCCUCCCAAAGUGCUGGGAUUACAGGCUUGAGCCACCGCGCCCGGCUCAAAGGAUCAUUAAUGCAACUAAGAACAACUAUAUGCCAAUAAAUUGGAAAACCUAGAAGAAGUUGAUAAAUUCCUAGGCAGAUAGAACAUAGCAACAUUGAACCAUGAAGAAAUAAAAAACCUGAACAGACCAAUAACAAAUAACGAGAUCAAAGCCAUAAUAAAGUCUCCUAGCAAAGAAAACCCCAGAACCCAGUGGCUUCAGUGCUGAAUUCUACCAUUUAAAAAAGAACUAAUACCAAUCCUACUCAAACUAUUCCAAAACACAGAGGAGAAGGCAAUACUUCCAAACUUAUUUUACAAAGCCAGUAUUACUUUGACACCAAAACCAGACAAAGACAUGUCAGCAAAAGAAAACUAUAGGCCAGUGUCACUGAUGAAUAUUGAUGCAAAAAUCCUCAACUCAAUACUAGCAAACUGAAUUUAACAAUACACCAGGCUGGGUGCGGUGGCUCACGCUUGUAAUCCCAGCACUUUGGGAGGCAGAAGCGGGCAGAUCACGAGGUCAGGAGAUUGAGACCACGGUAAAACCCCGUCUCUACUAAAAAUACAAAAAAUUAGCCGGGUGUGGUGGCAGGCGCCUGUAGUCCCAGCUACUUGGAGAGGCUGAGGCAGGAGAAUGGCGUGAACCUGGGAGGCGGAGCUUGCAGUGAGCUGAGAUUGCGCCACUGCAUUCCAGCCUGGGUGACAGAGGGAGACUCCGUCUCAAAAAACAAACAAACAAACAAACAAACAAACAAAAAUACACCAAAAAGAUCAUUCAUCAUGACCAAGUAGGAUUUAUCCCUGGGAUGCAAGGAUGGUUCAAUAUAUGCAAAUCAAUCAAUGUGAUGUAUCAUUUCAACAGAAUAAGGGGCAAACACCAUAUAAUCAUUUCAAUAUGUACUGAAAAAGCUUGUGAUGAUAUUUGACAUCGCUUCAUGGUAAAAACCCUAAAAAAAAAACUGGGUAUAGAAGGAGCAUACCUUAACAUAAUAAAAGCCAUAUAUGGCAGACCCACAGCUAGUAUGACAAUGAAUGAGGAAAAACUGAAAGCCUUUCCUGUAAGAUCUGGAACACGAUAAGAAUGCCCACUUUCACCACUGUUGUUCAACACAGUACUUGAAGUCCCAGCUACAGCAAUAAGACAAAAAAAAAAAAAAAAAAAAAGAAGAAAUAAAGGGCAUCCAUAUUGGGAAGGAAGAAGUCAAAUUAUCCUUGUUUGCAUAUAAUAUGAUCUUAUAUGUGGAAAUACAUAAAGACUCCACCAAAAAAGUAUUAGAACUGAGAAAUAAAUUCAGUAAAGUUGCAGGAUACAAUAUCAACAUACAAAAAUCAAUAACAUUUUUCUAUGCCAACAGUGAACAAUCUGAAGCUACUUGAGAGGCUGAGGCAGGAGGAUUGCUUGAGCUUGGGAGGUAGAGGUUGCAGUGAGCCAUGAUGGCCCCACUGCACUCCAGCCUAGGCAACAGAGCAAGACCCGUCUCAAACAACCAAAAACGUGUAGAAGGAUGGUUACCAGAGGCUGGGAAAAGUAGUAGCGAGGAGUAGGUAUGGGGGAAGUGGGGAUGGUUAAUAGGUAUAAAAAGUAGUUAUAAAGAAUGAAUAAGACCUAGUAUUUGCUAGCACGACAGAGUGACUAUAGUAAAAAAUAAUUUAAUUGUACAUUUAAAAACUGUGAAAAUUUUCAUUGAAAAAGAGUAUAAUUGGAGCCGGGCGCGGUGGCUCACACCUCUAAUCCCAGAACUUUGGAGGCCAAGGUGGGCGGAUCACGAGGUCAGGAGUUUGAGCCCAGGCUGGCCAACAUGGUGAAACCCAGCCUCUACUAAAAAAUACAAAAAUUAGCCAGGUGUGGUGGUGCACGCCUGUAAUCCUAGCUACUCAGGAGGCUGAGGCAGGAGAAUUGCUUGAAUCCACCCAGGAGGCGGAGGUUGCAGUGAGCCUCCCACCAUUGCACUCUAGCCUGAGCGACAGAGCAAGACUCCCUCUCUCUCGAAAAAAACAACAAAAAAAGUCUAGUUGGUUUGUCAGUCCGUGUCCAGGAGGAAGAAGCAGGAGGUCCUAUUGAGUACAGGCAGGAAAUUCCGCUUAAGCGCAAAUAUCCCCCGGGAGGAUUCACAUCAAAGUGCAGGGAGGAAGCCCGCCCUGCCAAGGGCUGUGUCAGGAACUUGCUCAUCCAGCUCCACUCAGCUGUGCAAGAUCUCGUCUUCUGUCAAUCAGUCCCCAGGGGGCGCGGCCUGACGCCCUAUCCAAUCAGGGCCGUGGGGCGGGUUCGUGGGAACUGUCAAUCAGGCGCGCUGCCCAGAGGAGUGUGUGGUUGAAAAAGCCCGCGGCGUCUUCUCCACCCACCUGCGCUCGGCGCUCGGCUCUGUAGCUGAGAGACGACCUGGAAGUUCUGUGGCAGCCUUUGUCCCGCUGGAACCCGCAUUGGCAGCUGGAGCCGUCGGGAGGACCUGGGACACCGCGGAAGUCGGGAAAUGGGUGGAGAUUUUGGGACAAUGGAGAAAUCUAUUCUAUUCCUGUUAUAUGGGUUUGACAGAUGAAUGCUAAAUUCUGUGGGACAGGACUUUCCAACAGCUAAAGAAGCCUCAGUGGCUUUAGAGGACGUGGCUGUGAACUUCACCCGAGAAGAGUGGGCUUUGCUGGGUCCUUGUCAGAAGAAUCUCUACAAAGAUGUGAUGCAGGAAACCAUCAGGAACCUGGAUUGUGUAGGAAUGAAAUGGAAAGACCAGAACAUUGAAGAUCAAUACAGAUAUCCCAGGAAAAAUCUAAGAUGUCAUAUGUUAGAGAGAUUUGUUGAAAGUAAAGAUGGAAGUCAAUGUGGAGAAACAUCUAGCCAGAUUCAAGAUAGUAUUGUGACCAAGAACACUCUUCCUGGAGUAGGCCCAUGUGAAAGCAGUAUGAGUGGAGAAAUCAUCAUGGGUCAUUCAUCCCUUAAUUGUUACAUCAGAGUUGGUGCUGGGCACAAACCACAUGAGUAUCGUGAAUGUGGAGAGAAGCCAGAUACGUAUAAACAAUGUGGGAAAGCCUUCAGUUACCACAACUCAUUUCAAACACAUGAAAGGCUUCACACUGGAAAGAAACCAUAUGAUUGUAAAGAAUGUGGGAAGUCCUUCAGUUCUUUGGGAAACCUUCAAAGACACAUGGCGGUACAGCGUGGAGAUGGACCUUAUAAAUGUAAGUUGUGUGGGAAAGCAUUUUUUUGGCCCAGUUUAUUACAUAUGCAUGAAAGAACUCACACUGGAGAGAAACCAUAUGAAUGUAAGCAGUGUUCUAAAGCCUUUCGUUUUUACAGUUCCUAUCUAAGACAUGAAAGAACACAUACUGGGGAGAAACCGUAUGAAUGUAAGCAGUGUUCUAAAGCCUUCCCUGAUUACAGUUCUUGUCUAAGACAUGAAAGAACUCACACUGGAGAGAAACCCUAUACAUGUAAACAAUGUGGGAAAGCCUUCAGUGCUUCCACUUCCCUUCGAAGACACGAAACAACUCACACUGAAGAGAAACCCUAUGCGUGUCAGCAAUGUGGGAAAGCAUUUCAUCAUCUGGGAAGCUUUCAAAGACACAUGGUAACGCACACGAGAGAUGGACCUCAUAAAUGUAAGAUAUGUGGAAAAGGCUUUGAUUGUCCUAGUUCACUGCAAAGUCAUGAAAGAACUCACACUGGAGAGAAACUCUAUGAAUGCAAGCAGUGUGGGAAAGCGUUAUCUCAUAGCUCAAGCUUUCGAAGACACAUGACAAUGCACACUGGAGAUGGACCUCACAAAUGCAAGAUAUGUGGGAAAGCCUUUGUUUAUCCCAGUGUAUUUCAAAGACAUGAAAGGACUCACACUGCAGAGAAACCCUAUAAAUGUAAACAGUGUGGCAAAGCCUACCGUAUUUCCAGUUCCCUUCGAAGGCAUGAAACAACUCAUACUGGAGAGAAACCCUACAAAUGCAAAUGUGGGAAAGCCUUUAUUGAUUUCUAUUCCUUUCAAAAUCACAAAACAACUCAUGCUGGAGAGAAGCCAUAUGAGUGUAAGGAAUGUGGGAAAGCAUUCAGUUGUUUCCAAUACCUUUCUCAACAUAGAAGGGCUCACACAGGAGAGAAACCUUAUGAGUGUGAAACAUGUAAGAAAGCCUUCAGUCAUUUUGGUAACUUAAAAGUACAUGAAAGAAUUCACUCUGGAGAGAAGCCCUAUGAAUGUAAGGAAUGUGGGAAAGCGUUCUCUUGGCUCACUUGCUUUCUACGACAUGAAAGAAUUCACAUGAGAGAGAAAUCCUAUGAAUGUCAACAAUGUGGUAAAGCCUUCACCCAUUCCCGUUUCCUUCAAGGACAUGAAAAAACUCAUACCGGAGAGAACCCGUAUGAAUGUAAGGAAUGUGGGAAAGCAUUUGCUUCUCUCAGUUCCUUGCAUAGACAUAAAAAGACUCACUAGCAUUCUCUCUAAAUGUAUGGAAUGUGGGAAAGCAUUUAUUAAUUUUAUUUCAUUUCAGAAACGUAAGAAACACAUUGGAGAUAAACCCUGUGAAUGUAAGCACUUGGUAAAGCCUUAAGUAAUUUCAGUUUCUUUCCAGUACAGUCAUCUCUUGAUACAUGCUGGGUAUUGAUUCCAGCACUCUGUGAGCCAUGUCAAGUCCCUUUUAUAAAAUGACAUAUUUGUAUGUAACCUACCCAUAUCCUCUUGUAUAUUCUCAAUUAUGUCUAGAUUACUUAAAAUACCUCAUGCAUUGUAAAAGCUAUGCAGAUAGUUGUUCUGUUGUAUUGUUUGGGGAAUCAUGAUAAGGAAAAGAGUCUAUGUAUUUUCAGUAUAGAUGCAGUAAUUGUGAGCCUAUCAACAUAGUAUAUGUCAGCCAGAACAUUAAAGUUUCUUUGUUUCAGCUGUCA
This is a messenger RNA of Symphalangus syndactylus (siamang), 5111 nucleotides long. RefSeq names its product zinc finger protein 799. Gene Ontology annotation, molecular function: RNA polymerase II cis-regulatory region sequence-specific DNA binding; DNA-binding transcription activator activity, RNA polymerase II-specific. Gene Ontology annotation, cellular component: nucleus. The record is from RefSeq and is a predicted model, not a curated record. NCBI's taxonomy places the organism in Eukaryota, Metazoa, Chordata, Mammalia, Primates, Hylobatidae. Gene Ontology annotation, biological process: regulation of transcription by RNA polymerase II.